Oryzias latipes (Japanese medaka) is the source of this 3668-nucleotide messenger RNA. Its product is annotated as butyrophilin subfamily 2 member A1-like. Lineage: Eukaryota; Metazoa; Chordata; Actinopteri; Beloniformes; Adrianichthyidae. Gene Ontology annotation, biological process: regulation of cytokine production; T cell receptor signaling pathway. Gene Ontology annotation, molecular function: signaling receptor binding. Gene Ontology annotation, cellular component: external side of plasma membrane. The record is from RefSeq and is a predicted model, not a curated record.
GCAAAUCCUGCAGGGAAUACUUCUGAUCCGAUCGAUUUCUUUGAAGGACCAAAAUGACGUUUCUUAAAGAUUCAAAUACUCAAAACAUUGUUGCAAUAGAGUGAUAAAUAUGAAUAGGAAAUAUGAAUUUAAAAAAACGUAGUGACACACGUAGUGGGCGAUUCCAAACGACCCCUGUUCCUAAUGCGUCAUAUCGCAUGACCUGUUGACGUGACGAUGGCGACCGGAUCCCGAACGCCACCGGGAUUUUAGUUUUCGGUUAUUAACUGUGCAAAGUUGCAUAAGUUUCGGUCAAACUCUGUGCCUUGGUGUAGGGUCCGCGCGUGGUCCUGUUUGAGGGACGAGCAGGCCACUUGUGUCUGGCGCGAGGAGGAAGAUAAUGAGAUCAUGCAGAGAUGUUUGCAGAUGCUGCUCACCUGCCUGCUCCUGGUGACGCCUGUCAGAGGCCUGACGGCUCCUCCCUCCACCGUCGUCACGGUUAAAGUCGGCACUGAGGCCGUGUUGCCAUGUCACCUUGGACAGGGUGUAAACUCCUCCACGCUGAGGAUGGAGUGGAUGCGGUCCGACCUGAGCCGCAACUUCGUAUUCGUGUGGGUGGAGGGUAGAGAGCGGCUGGAGCACAAACUGUGGUCGUACCUACAGCGCACGUCGGUGCUGUUCAGUGGGAUGAAGCGAGGGUACGUUUUCCUGCAGCUGACCAACGUGACGGCGUUGGACGAGGGGACCUACAUCUGCCGGGCUCCACGGCUCAGACAGAGAUGUUCCGUUCAGCUCCUGGCUUUUGCAUCGUCUCCCCCAGCGGUCAGUGUGGUCAGGGAAGUGGAAAACACAGCAGAGUUGUGGUGUGAGUCUGCAGGCUGGCAUCCAAAGCCGGACGUCUCAUGGUUGGACGAGACCGGAGAGCCUCUGCCUGCUGAGCGUGUAGAGACGCUCAGAGAUGCAGACGGCCUCUUCAGGGUCAGCAGCAGAGUCCUCGUGGACAAGAGGAGGAGCAACAGCGCCACCUGCAGACUCCAGACGCAGAGCAUCGCCCAGAGCAGAGAGGCAUGCUUUCACAUUAGAGUCCUGUCCUGGUACAUGUAUGUCAUUCUGGGGCUUGGUUUUAUCGGCACCUGUGUGGCUGCAGGGUUCCUGGUUUACAGUUUCAGACUAAGAGACGAUUCCAGUUGUGGAAAAGAUGCUGAACCAGAGACCAACGCUCCAACGGAUCAAGAACUUCAGACGGAGCAGGAAGUCCAGGUCUAACUCCAGGAAGAACUGCAGAUGUGGGCUGUAUGUUGGGUCAUGGUUUAAUUCAUGACCAAUCAAGAACACCAGAGAGUUUCUGUCUCCGUGACAACUAACUCUACUGGCUGAGGCGUUUGUAUUUUAAAAUGGAUGCCAAGAUUUUUAGUUUUUACCGAGUGAGUGUUUUGCCAAAGCUAAGCUGUGAUUGGUCCGUGAGUUUCACCACUUGGUCAUGUCAGGUUUUGCACUCCGUCAGAUUUGGCGAGCUUUUUGCUGCGUUCAGGAGAAGGCCGUCCUCCGUGGUUUCAGCUCGUUUUUCUGUCUAAACUAUACCAAGUAUAAGUAGACACGAGCAGAAGGACAGAAUAACCUGAAGGCCAGAGCGAUGCGGGUUUCCUGUGGAAAAAACGGAAUAUUUCAUAUCCAGGCAGUCACAAAGAAAAAGGCUCUCUGCUGAUUUUCUUUGAUGGUGCUAGAUUUGUGAAAAAACUGAGAUUGACGUAUUUGACACUCACAGUCAUUACUGUACAAUCUGAAAAGCCUUCAGGUGAAGCAGAAGAGUCCUCUCAUGCUUUUCAUCUAAAAAAACGUCCGAAGAAAGUCUUAAUGGACCGGGACGGUUACGUUGGAGGCUGGUGCACAAAUGAAGCCAAAAACUUUACAGCGGGUUUGAAUGUAAAUGUUAUACAAGCACAGAAUGUAGGGGCGUUUCUUUCAAAGUUUAUUGUUUUAAAUUUUAGCAAAAAACAAUCACCACAGAUAUGCUAACUUUGGCUGUGUCAAAAUCUAAGGGCUGCGUUCUUCUUGGGCUCCAUUUGAAGGCCGCUUACAUCACGGCACUGCGAUAAGUUCUGUCCAAAUCCAACGACUCCUUCAAAUGUGGCUAACGAAUACGGCCUUCUUUUUCCUGCUUUCAAAGAUUAGUCUGGUGUAUCCUUCUAUGCUGUCCAUAUCCCAAGAUGCAUUGCAGCCCGAACACCUCCAAGAUUAAAAGUUUGAAUCAGAUAUGCCAGGAACAUUUUGAGCUCCAUCCUGCCACACUACUCCUCUCUGUUCGGGACUUGUGGUUGCUAGGCGAUGGGACGUUCUCUGAAGUAGCGGCUGGAAUUAUCUAAAGGCUAGACUCGUCCAAUUCAUAGCAUUUUACAUCCGGCCUACCCGCUCGACGAAGGACCGGGCCAACGUUGCCAGGGAAAGCCGCUGCCGCUGAAGGAUGCAGCCCUUGAAUUUGGACACGCCCAUAGUCUUCAACAGGGGAGGAGCCUCCAGGCCUCAAAGCCUGGUGUGUCUGAUUUCCAGAAAUCACUACCCUUCCCAUGACUACCUGGAUCAGGUGUGUCCAGCCAAUAAGACAUGCCAGACUAGAACAAGUCGCAAAGUAAGCAGAUCUUUAACCUUUUUAUUGUAAAAAAAAAAAAACAACUCAAUUUUGUAUGUCAUUUAUAAAGCUUCUUAUAAAGUGUCUCUGAUCAGCUGUAAAGUCUAUCCUGAUGGAACUUCAGUCACUAAUUGAACUCUCUAGCCUUAAGCUUUAGUCACAUGCACCUGUACGGGGGACUCUGCAGGUCGUUGGGUUGUCCGGGCCCAUGGGGGGGUUAUAGAGAAGACUGUCCGCAUCUUAAAGGGUAAGAUGCGGUAAGAAGGGUGCAGGAUUUGGACAAUAAUUGCAUAUAAACUACAGUAACCCUUGUGCCAUCCUAGGCUCUUUAACAUUGGGAGUUGGGUCAUCUAGACCCACUAGACAGUGCUCUAAACCUUUUUUCUUCAAUGAUUUGUGACCUUCACUGGUGUCCAUGGAUUACAUGAAAUCUUUCCACCUUUAUCCACCUUUGUCAUGGUAGGGGGAACACGUCAAUGGAAGGGUGGGGUCAUCUAAGAUACAACAAGGGUUAAAUACGCGUCGCAGCUAAAAAACAAAUUUAUGUAAAGCCCUCGACGGACAUCUGCACACAUCGGCGAUUGACAAACACAAGAAACACAUAUGAACUAGGUAGAUCACGCAUAAAUCACGACAGACAGAAAUUUCAUUCAUGGAAAAUGUACAAAAUGUAUUUAACAACCCUCACGUGUUCUUAAGGUGUUAUUACGACCUGUCAACAACCUUGAUAUCUCGUGGUGGGCACCUGCGUUCCCCGUACAGGUUUGACCAUUUUUCUCAUGUAAAGGCACUAAUUACUAAGGCAAUAAGACUGUCAUGUUCCUAUGAUGGGUAGACUAUUUUCUUGCAGAUCAGAUAUGAUAAAUGUGCAAAAAGUGGACAAGACUUGAGUCAAAAAAAGCCUUCACCUUGAAAGUGUUACUGUAAUAACGUGUCAUUGCACUGCAGUUGAUAAAACUGUAAAACUAUGAAAUAUUUGAAUGAUUGUUUUAUCGUGUUUUAAAGUGGUAAAUGUCUGAACUUUGGAAUCUUUAGCAUUAAACUCAUUCCCUUCAUAAAUGUC